AUAUUAUAUAAAAAAUACAUUCUGAUGCGUAGAAAAAUUACCCGUGAAAUAAGAAUGUGACGUUAUUCAACUUGUUAUAUUGCAUUAUUUUUUUAACUACGACUACGACAAAUUUCAGUGGUGCAAGAAUUAGACAUGUUUUUUUUUCAGAAAGAACGACAUAUUUUGUGUUACAACACAUAUUGUCAUAUGGUGAAGUUGGUUUUCUUACAGAACGAACGACAUAUUUUGUAUUAGAACGAUAUUGGUGAAAAGGUAAUUAAAUUUUCCACGUUACUUUUUUCCGCAAAAAAGACACAUUUCAACUUAUGACACCGAAAUUGAUGUAUAUUUCUCACAAAUAACGACAUAAUUCAAAAGGGGUCACGUUUAUGCCUAAGACAAAUCCUUAGUAUACUCUUUUUAGUCCACUUAUGCUCGGCAUUUUAUUAACUAUAUUACAUUCCACUAGUUUAUUCAAUAAAUUUAUUGCGUUUUUCUAUAUUCGCUAGAUAAGAGUCAAUUGAAAACUUUAAACCGCUCUCCUGCAAAAUCUACUUUUUUGAGUUGUGACACUAUUCAUGUAAAUGAUCGAUAUGUUUAUAUAUGAAGAGACUAUGUUGUUUAUGUACUUAGUGUAUGAUUCGUGAAACCCCCUGAAAUUUAUAAGUAUGUAUGUUUGUUAUCAAUGGUGAUUCGAUAAUAAACAUAUGGUACGAUGGAAAUAUCUUUUCAUAGCAACACGUUUUGCCAGUACUACAGUUAAAGACAUAAGACAAAAGACAUCUUUAAAUAUGGCAGGGGACCAAAUACAAGAAAAUAUAUCUGUAAGCAUAGAUAAAAGUUCACUAUCCAAAUCGGACUGUAUACAAAUUCAGGUAAUACAAUUAUGUGACCGGGACAAAGUACUAGAUUUCCUACGAUCGCAUUACUAUCAGGAAGAACCUUUGACCAUUGGUAGUGAACCAAAAGAACAAGAUCCGGAAGAUGAAAAAUUUAACAUGUCACAGAUUACACACGGAACAUGUUUAAUGGCAUUGAGUGGAGAAUAUAUUGUAGGAGUAUUAAUUUCGGGACCAAAAAGUAGUAACGAAGCGGAACAUCUAUUCGAAGAUGCCGCGCGAUUCGGACCUACUAAAUGGGGUGCAGCUCUAACAAUCUUGGCAUGCGCAGAAAGAGACUCCAAUGUCUAUAAACGUUAUAACAUUGCGAAAGCUUUGCAUAUUCAUAUAUUAGCUGUCGACGCAAAACUUCGUGGUCGUGCGAUUGGCUCACGCCUCAUAGGAGAGGUUAAAAAUCUUGGCCGACAAUUGAGUUAUCCAUUGUUGACUUUGGACUGCACCAGUUACUAUUCAGCAAGACUUUGCGAGCGUCUGAAUAUGGACUGUGUGAAUGUUAUAAAAUAUGAAGAUUAUCUGGAUGAAGAAGGCAAGCCUAUUUUUAAACCGCCACCUCCGCAUGAAUUCCUUAAAACAUUUGCAACGAUAUUAUAAGUGUUAAAAUAAUAUACAACUUUCGCAGUUACUACGAGCACAAAUAUAAAUUUUGAUUUGAUAUCACACAGCUGAUAAAGUAUUACAUAUUGAAAACAAGUAAGGGAACACGUAUGUGGGCGGAGCCGGUCAUUGAUUCGAAAUGUUAAAAAUGGAGGGCUCGAAAUAAUAAAUAAACUUUUUAUAAAUAGAUGCCGAACUACAACGAAUGGUUGCAAAUCCUUACGAAAUUGUUUAAUAUUGUUUUUGUAUUUCUGUUCACCUUAUAAUAAUAAAAAAGUGAUUACGAGUUAUUAGUAAA
Molecule: messenger RNA, 1773 nt
Organism: Zeugodacus cucurbitae (melon fly)
Lineage: Eukaryota; Metazoa; Arthropoda; Insecta; Diptera; Tephritidae
Product: arylalkylamine N-acetyltransferase-like 2
Exons: 2
Coding region: 690-1472 (260 amino acids)
Molecular function (GO): N-acetyltransferase activity
Source: RefSeq, a predicted model, not a curated record